Paramecium tetraurelia is the source of this 2274-nucleotide messenger RNA. RefSeq lists its product as uncharacterized. The record is from RefSeq and is a predicted model, not a curated record. Lineage: Eukaryota; Ciliophora; Oligohymenophorea; Peniculida; Parameciidae. Gene Ontology annotation, cellular component: Golgi apparatus; plasma membrane; cytoplasm. The transcript is spliced from 2 exons. Gene Ontology annotation, biological process: cellular response to phosphate starvation; phosphate ion transport. Gene Ontology annotation, molecular function: inositol hexakisphosphate binding.
AUGAAGAUCGCAAAAGUGGUUGAAUGGAAACCCAUAUACAUAGAUCAGAAGCUUAUGGAGAAGUUGCUGCAACCAUUUUCGUAGAUAAAUCAUUUGAGUCAAGGGAAGAAGAAGUCAGUCAAUAAAGUUUAAACAUCAUCCUUUGCUUAUAAUUCUAUGUUAAUUUAAGACAUCAAUUGUAUCAGCGAGUUGGAACAAUUGAAUGAAAAAAUAGUAGAAAGACUUUGUAGGGAUAUGAAUAAGUGUGAUUAAUUUUAUAAUGUACAUCAAUAGCAAAUAUAAGUGAAAUUAAGAAAGUUGAUAUAUAACAUUUUCAUUUAUCAAGAUCUGCAGAAGGUGGACGACAUUAAAUCGAAAUUGUACAUCCUGAAGCAAUAUUCAGAGAUGCUGUUUUUAGAAUGCAACUUAUUGGAGCAAUUCGCGCAGUUUAAUGACAUUGUUAUUAAAAAGGUUCUGAAGAAGUACAAAAAGUAAGUAUUCAUCCAAGAUUCCUAAUACAAUUUACAGAGGAUGCAGAGCAUAUAUAAUGAGUUAUAAAUAUUCAAUAAUCGUCAGGAGAUUCAAAAGAUACAAGUCAAAUUAAAGUUGCUUUACUCGCGUUGUCUAUCAUCUAAAUAGAAGAAUUAGAAUAUUCGGAAACUUAAAUACCAUAAUAUUUACAAGGGAUUUACAAGAAAGGAGCAAUUAUUAAUUGGCUUAUAUUUGGGUGGUUCUUUUUGCUUAUUGUUAUACAUCAUGUCGAAGAGAAACUAGUUAAAUAACAACUUUUACUAGAAUCAAUUUUAUUAUGAUUUAUACUUUCCCAUGUUCAGAGGAAUUGGGUUAAUGAUUUUAUAUUAUUGGUCACUCAUAUUUUGUGUAUAUUGUUGGAUUAAAGGCAAUGUUGGAUAUAGAUCAAUAUUUAAUUUCAAAUAUCAUAGCUCGUCAAUUAACUAAUUGAUCAAAAGAGCCGCCUUCAUAACAUUAGUGUAUUUUGCAGUGUUGAUCAUCAGUUUGUAAAAGGAACUCUACCUAGAAGAGGAAAAAGAUAUCAAUAAAUAUCUCUUAGAUUACAUAACAGAUAAAAUAGCAUAUGAUCCUGCAAUAGGUCCAUUGAUAAUAUGGAUUAUUAUGAUAAUCUAUAUGGUUUGGCCUUCAAAAAAGUACCUGAAUGCUAAAGGGAGAAAAUACUUCUGGAGGAUUGUAUAUACAAGUAUGUUGGCAGGGUUUUUUGACUGCCCCUUUGUUAACGGUUGGGCAACAGACUAAUUGCUAUCAUUGGUGUUGAUGCUUAAGGAUUUUGGUUAUACAGUGUGCUUCUAUUUUGAAUACUUCAAGAAUAUAAGUGAUUAUGAUUCUUAAGCUACUUGUGGUGAUCCUAAAAAUCUGCAGAUAGGUUUAAUUGUCUGUUUGGUUCCUAUUUUCUUGAGAUUUGUUCAGUUAGGGAGAUGUUUCUAUGAUGCAGGGAAAAUAACUAGAGAUGACUUCUUUGUCGUUCUAAUAUAUGUGGAAGUCACGAUGGUAAAUGUGUUCUCAUAUUUAUCGUAAUUUGGAUAGAUUUACUUUAUAAUGUGGAUAAUCUCUUUCUGCACACUUGCUUGUCAUGCUUAUUUUUGGGAUGUUAAGAAGGAUUGGGGUUUGUUUUAACCUAACACAAAACAUAACAAACUUAGAAAUCAAUUAGCAUUUAAAUCUAUCUUCUAUUAUAUUGCUAUAGUUUUGGAAUUCUUUCUUCGUUUUGCUUGGAUUCUUUCGAUAUCACCUAAUAUGGCAUCAAUCAUCCACGUUUGGUCGCCAUUCUUCUCCUUAAUCAUGGCCAUUUUUGAGUUGUGUAGAAGGACAGUUUGGAAUAUAUUUAGAAUUGAGAAUGUUCACAUUUAGAAUAUGGGAGAUUUUAAGGCAGUUUAUCCAGUCUAACUGCCAUUUGAAUCGUUGAUUGACUAAUAGUCUUAUACGAACAUUAAAGAAUUGAGAAAAACACAGAUAGAUCCAAUCAAUAUUUCAUUGUUGGGUGGAUAAUAGAAUUAAUAAUCUGUCGCAGGGUAAUACUUUUAAAUUAGGAACUCAUUGAGAUCAGAUUCAAUCGAAGAUGAAUCAAAAUUAAAUUAAUUGUAACAGUAAGAGUAGGAUUUAAUUGCUGAAACUAUGUUUGAGGAUAGAAAGAGAGAAAGUAUUUUAACUAUGCGAUAUUCUCAAUUUAAGUUUGAUCAUCAAAAUGAGAAAUAGACACUGAGUAAACAAGAAUUACUAAGAGAUCUGUCCGCAAUUCAGGAGUUGAUCAAAAAGAUGAAUUGA